Triplophysa rosa is the source of this 1899-nucleotide messenger RNA. RefSeq names its product asparagine synthetase [glutamine-hydrolyzing]-like. Bases 666 to 1052 code for a protein of 128 amino acids. Gene Ontology annotation, cellular component: cytosol. The transcript has 2 exons. Gene Ontology annotation, molecular function: asparagine synthase (glutamine-hydrolyzing) activity. The record is from RefSeq and is a predicted model, not a curated record. Lineage: Eukaryota; Metazoa; Chordata; Actinopteri; Cypriniformes; Nemacheilidae.
UCGUACAGCUCAGGGCUCCGGCAGCCGCCAGACCAACACAAGCUUGUUCUUUGUAAUGUAAUGUAUUGUGGUACAUCAAUUAUCCAAGCAACAAAUGGAUAAAGUCUUUUCGUAGGGGUGACCUGCCUUUUUUGGUUUGAAACUCGUUUGCCUUUGUUUAUGUAAGGUAGUUAGGUUAAAUUUCUGUAUUUUUAUUUUAUCUUAACAGGUUAGUUAUUUUCCCUUUUUCUUUGUAGAAUUGUUUUGUUUGUUAUUUUGGGCUAGGGGUCACCCUGAAGCUCAUCAUUACAUUUAUUAUCUUUUCUUAAAAAUGAAGACCUGUUUGUUUAUAUUCUUUCUUGUUUCAACCAAAUUCUUGUUGAAUAUUCAUUAUAUUAAUUUUUUGGACAAUAAAGACAUGAAAAUUAAUUUGAUGUUCUUUGGUUUGUGAGUUGGUCUGACGGCUGGGAGAGUCUCUUUACCCUUUAUUGCAACCAACCCCUAGAGGUUGUAAUAAGCACCAAAGGUGGGACUUCCUCACACCUCGAUAAUUCCUUCUUCUCCAUCACAACCUGAGAUUUCUAGGAGUCUAGAUUUCUGGUCUAUAUCUAGAGUCAAGUGCUGAAUUUAUUUUUCUCUCGUUGUAAUGUUAAUGGUUUUUAUUAUUAUGUUGACUAACUUGUUUGAUGGAGCAGGAUGGAAUUGAGAAGUACCUCUUGAGGGAAGCAUUCAGUGACACAAAACUGCUUCCAGAUGAGAUUCUGUGGAGGAGAAAAGAGGCUUUUAGUGACGGUAUAACAUCCGUAAAGAAAUCCUGGUACACAAGCCUGCAAGAGCAUUCUGAGUCUGCGGUACGACAGAUAAAUGAAUCUCAGUUAGAGAAUGGUCCUAAGAGAUUCCCUUUCAACCCUCCCACAACCAAAGAGGGCUUCUACAUAAGGCAGACCUUUGAAAAGAUGUACCCCAAUCACAGUGAAUGGAUCCCACAUUACUGGAUGCCGCGAUGGAUCGAGGCCACAGACCCCUCCGCCAGAACUCUGUCCAUCUACAAGCCAGAUAAAGACCACCAAUAAGCCUUAACAACAACAGAGUUUGACUAAACAUUGUGUUCACUGCAACACUAUGCAUACUGUAUGUCUGUGCAUUAUAGAUAGGCAGAAAAAAUGUCUGUUUUUGAAAAACAUAACAUGAGUUUCGGUUGGUUUUACAGUAGUAACAAUAACUAGUAGUUAUUAACAAUAUAUGAAAUAUUUUUACCAAAAACUAGUUACUAUUUUUGUGAGACCUCGACUGGUUACUCAAAGAUUGUUGAUUGAAACCCUGUAAUCUGUAUUCACUGCAACUAUUUCAAUUGUGCCCCUGACUAAGACACAUUAACAGCCACAAGUUUCUUCAAUGGCACUGUCUUUUUAAUACUUACAGUAAAUAAUUUGGGAUGACAGAGUUAUCUAAAUAACAACAAAUUAGUUAUGCAGCCACGUUAAGAGUGCGAGCAUACACUAUGCCUGGUCAUUGUAAGCCUCAUAAGAUAUCAGAGAAAGAAUGCCUCUUGUCACCUGUUAUAUCAGGGUGAACCAUUAAGCCUUACAUGUGGCUUAAAUUACAUUGAAUAUUUUGUAAGAGCGGCACAGCAAUAAUAUAAAAUAGAAUGCGUUAUACUGCUGACAUUAGUCUGAUAUGCAUUGGAAGACUUGCCAACACUGUAAUACAAAAUAAAUGUAACAGAUCAGUGUCACUUGAAUGUUUUGAGAAACGUCAUCACUUCUGUAAGAAGUUUUCGUAAAUAUAUGAGUACAUUCCGAGUCAUUUUUCGCGUAAAACAGACCUAUCCAAAACGUCAGAUUUUGUAGUAAAAGGCGUGUAUGUUAAUAUGCAUACAUGUAAACGUGCGCAUGCAGCCACUUUUUCACUGUGGUGUUU